Molecule: messenger RNA, 1066 nt
Organism: Rosa rugosa (rugosa rose)
Lineage: Eukaryota; Viridiplantae; Streptophyta; Magnoliopsida; Rosales; Rosaceae
Exons: 1
Coding region: 88-909 (273 amino acids)
Source: RefSeq, a predicted model, not a curated record
CGUUUCAGACUUUCGACUACUUUUCCUCCCCCCUCCCUUCUUCUCCUUCUUCUUCCUCCUCCUCUCCAAAUUUCCCCUCCCUCCAAAAUGAAGAACCCUAAUUCCGACGACACGGCUCCCAAUCCAAACCCCAACAACCACCACAACGCUGCCAAUGGACGGCUGAGCAAGGUAGUAGUGGCACCGGGAUCAGCCUCGGCCGGAGGAGGAGGAGCAGCCGGCGGCGGAGUAGUAGUAGUAGAGGAGUGCAGCAACUGCGGGACCAAGAAGGGGUGGGUCCUACACAAUGUCCGUUACCGAGCCACCCUCCGCCGCCUCUGCACCUCCUGCGUCCUCCGCCUCCACCCGGCCAGCUUCUGCCCCAUCUGCUUCCUCUUCCAGGACCACAACCACAACAAUUCCCAAAAUGCCCCUCCUCCCAACCUCGUCUCCUGCUCCAAGUGCCCCUCCCUCUCCCACUCCGACUGCCUCCCUCCCUACGCCGCCUUCUCCCCCUCCCCAUUCCUCUGCCCGCCCUGCGCCUCCGCCAACCCCAAAUUCUCCUUCUUCGAGCUCGACGACCGCAACAGGGUCCUCGACAAGCGCCUCGCCGCCGUGCUGCUCUGCGCCGCCAGCAUCGCCGCCUCGUCCAUGUCCAAAGCCGUUGCCAACUCACGCGCCGAGGCCGAGCGGCGCGUGAGGGAGGCCGCCUUGGCUCGGAAGCGCGCUCGCGAGGCCUUGGACCGCUUCGUGCUGAUCUCCUCCGUCCAACCCAGACCCGAGGUCUCUGGCUCCUCCAAUGGCGGCAAAGAACCCUCCAAGAACAAGAUUGCAUUGACGAACAAAGCUCAUCACUCUAAUGGGGGCUUGCAUCAUAAACAAGAAGAAAAGGCUGAAGAGCAGAAGGUGAAAUUGGAGCUGAAACAGUGAAAAUUUGUCUCUGAAAUUUUAGUAUCUUUCUCUGUUUUUUUUUUUCUAGUUGAUAUUAUGUAUUCUGUACCAAUUUUCUAGUUUGCAGCAUUGUAGAGUCUGAUUAAUGUAUAGGGACCUCUGGUUCCUCUCAAAAUAUUGAUCUUCUUUAGGUCUC